UUAUGCUUUACAUUAGGGAACUGUGUUUAGCACACAUCAGGUAAAAACAAGUAACAAAUGAACUGUCACUUUGUAAAUCUCCGUAACGCUUGAGCGAGAACUACUACAACUAGUUUGUAAAUACUGUUCUCAAGGAAUCAUUCAGGAAAGUCUUGCCUCUUAAAGGGAUUGACGAGCCUCCGGCUGAUGGCAGGUUUAUCUACACGUGCAUGUGACGUCACAUUACGCAUAUGUGGGGACAUAAAGGCCUUUUAUGCUGCUGUCUGACACUGUGUCUAUGGGUUUAUUUGGAUGCAGUGCCAGUUGCUGUGGAUAAGACAAAAGUGAGCCCUCCACCAGAGGAACUGGAGUCACCUAAAAGUGUAGACACUGGACUACACUAUGACCGUUAUCUCAGAGAAGUUAUUGAUUUCCUAGAAACGGACCAACAUUUCAAAGAGAAACUUCAUAACACAGACAUGGAAGACAUCAAGAUAGGGAAGCUGGCUAAAGAGUUGGACUUUGUCAGCCAUCACGUGCGCACUAAACUGGAUGAGCUAAAGAGACAGGAGGUGAACCGACUGCGCACCUUAAUCAAAGCCAAACAAGACGUGAAUGGAGAUAAAGGUAUGACAGUGGACCACCAAGCUCUUCUGAAACAGUUUGAGCACCUCAAUAACAUGAAUCCACAUACGUUUGAAGUGGAAGAUUUGGAUCGCCUCAUUAAAUCGGCCACUAAUGACUUGGAGAACUUUGACAAGGAGCAACACGAAGAGUUUAAGAAAUACGAGAUGACGAAGGAGCAUGAGAGGAGGGAACGACUUAAGAUGCUGGAUGAAGAAGCACGUAAGAAAGAAGAGGAACAUUAUGAAGAGAUGAAGCAGAAACAUGCAGACCAUGGCAAAAUCAAUCACCCUGGCAGUCAAGACCAGUUAAAAGAGGUCUGGGCGGAGACUGAUGGUUUAGACCCCAGCGAAUUUGACCCAAAGACAUUUUUUAAUCUUCAUGACACCAAUGGAGAUGGUUACUUUGAUGAGCAAGAGCUUGAGGCACUGUUUACAAAAGAGCUAGAGAAGAUCUAUGAUCCCACACGUGAAGAGGAUGAUAUGCUGGAAAUGGAGGAGGAGAGACUUCGCAUGAGAGAACAUGUGAUGAAUGAGGUUGACACCAAUAGAGACAGGCUUGUUUCAUUAGAAGAAUUUAUGAUUGCCACAAAUAAGAAAGAAUUUCUAGAGCCAGAUGGAUGGGAGACUCUGGAGCAAAAUCCAGCUUACACCGAAGACGAGUUAAGAGAGUUUGAGGAGCAUCUGGCUCGUGAGGAGCAAGAACUCAACCAGAAGACACAUGAUCUACACAUACAGCGAGAGGAGCUGGAGAGACAGCAGGAACAGCUUAACUCUCAGAAAAUGGAGCUACAGCAGGCAGUAGAGCACAUGGAGAGGUUGAAAGCACAGAAAACAGAGCCUCCAGUCCAGGCCAACGUACCAUCCGCUGUGGAGCUAUUACCUGUGGACAGUCAACUCAUACCACAAGGUCAUCAGCAAGACCCGCCUGCACAUUCUUAACCCUUUGAGCUCUUCUCAAUGUUGCGUGCGUGCGUGCGUGUGUGUGUGUGUGUGUGUUUGUACAUAGUGUCACUUAUUUCCCUCUUCAUAUUCAUAAAGUUACUGUCUCUCAGCAAAACAUUACUUGAAAUUAUCAAACAGAAUGUAUUAUUUGUAUUACCAAACAAAAAAGAUGAUUGACCUUAAGUUAUGAUAUGCCUAAUAGAUUGUUAAAGAUACCCACCCUCAAGGCCAGAUAGUUUUGUUUAAUGUUGGUUUUAUUUCUUUUAUCCGUUUUGCACAAAUGUGACGUAUUAUAUAUUAACACUGGAAUUAUAAAAAUGUACUUUUUAUGAUUAGACAUUAUACCAAUGUACCUAAACAACAAGCACAAUUAAUACAAAAUAAUUGAAUGUCCAUCACUAAAAACUAUGUCAAUACUGUGAGUUUUACUCAUGCAAUUGCUCUCAUGUGCGGUCAAUUUAAUGGUUCAAGCUACAUAAAUCUAAUACACAUUUUUGGUCUUUGAUUGGUCAUUUCAUGUAAAUGAUUUGUAUUUCUUUUAAAUGAUUAAAUUAUCUCGGCUUCAA
Paramisgurnus dabryanus is the source of this 2113-nucleotide messenger RNA. It is a transcript of the gene nucb2b, whose product is annotated as nucleobindin 2b. The record is from RefSeq and is a predicted model, not a curated record. Gene Ontology annotation, cellular component: extracellular exosome; endoplasmic reticulum-Golgi intermediate compartment. Gene Ontology annotation, molecular function: calcium ion binding. NCBI's taxonomy places the organism in Eukaryota, Metazoa, Chordata, Actinopteri, Cypriniformes, Cobitidae.